Molecule: messenger RNA, 1840 nt
Organism: Tilletiopsis washingtonensis
Lineage: Eukaryota; Fungi; Basidiomycota; Exobasidiomycetes; Entylomatales
Exons: 2
Coding region: 86-1477 (463 amino acids)
Source: RefSeq, a predicted model, not a curated record
CCUCCGUGCCGCACCCUCUCACCCCGUCAGCCGGCUGCGCACUGGCUUGCGCUGCUCUGCCGGCGCGUCCCUCUCUGCCGCCGCCAUGCGGUCCCGCGCCUGCCACGCCCGCGCGCUGCUCCGCCUGGCCGCCUCGCAUGCGCCCGCCGCAUCCGCCUCGGCGGCGCUGCCGGCCGCUGCGGCCGCUGCUCGCUCAUCGGCGGCAGCGUCGCUCCACGUCAGCUCCUCGAAGCUCGGCAGCGCCGGCGCCAUGAUGCACAGCGUCGCCGCCGCGCACUCGUCGCCCUCGUCGCAGCGCCGCGCCUACGUCGCGCCGGCCGACUCGGCCGGCCGGCGCCGCGCUGUGCGUCCGUCGCCGUCGCGCCGCCGCUCCUCCUCGGCGGCCGUCGCGUGCGCUCCCGAGAGCCCGAUGCAGCCCAGCGCCGCCGCCUCGCGGUCGCGCGGCGCUGCCUCUGCUAAGGGCAGCGAGACGCUCGUGCUUGCUGCGCCGCCACCCUCCUCGCUCAACGACGUCGCGCUGCAGUCCUUCUUCUCAGUGCACCGGCCGCUGCUGGAGCACUCUGUCGUGGCGCCGACUGCUGAUGGCAAGGGCUCCUCUGGCUCCUCGCCGCGAGUCAAGGAGAUCGUGGCCGACAUGAUGAGCAACUCAAGCAAGGCCAAGGGCGCCAUCAUCGAGAUCGCCGUGCCCUACGACCAGACAUGGCCCCGCGCGCUGCGCAACAUCGAGCCGCAGCAGUUCUCCAAGCUGCUCGAGCGCCUCUCCAGCCCCAUGCGGCCAUCAUCGACGGUCGGCCUCUCUGCCCACGUCUACCGCGAGGCAGCGCGGAUCGCUGCCGACGAGCGGGCGCGCGCCGACCGCGCCGACGCUGUGUCUGCUGCCAUUGAGCGCGGCGAAGACCCGGCGAUUGCCGAGUCGCUCGGCUCCGAGGCCGACCUCGUUGUGCUUGGCGAGCCGGACGGACCGCACAAGGACUGGGCGCCGGGCGUGGCGACGUACCUGGCCGAGCACACGCGGGCGUUUGAGGCGCCCGCUCCGCCGACCGUCGGCGCUGUGCCGCACUCGGGCGCGUCCAUGCGCGUCUUGUCGAGCGAGGAGCAGGAGAUGGAGGCCAUUGCUGCUCGCCUCACGACACUCUUCCUGGACUCGAUGCGCGGCUCUGCCUCCUCGGGCAGCUCCCAGGCGCUGCACCAGGACGACGACGAGCCGAACCUGCUCCUCUCGCACGCCAUGGUGCAGGCCAGCCUGCCGCGCGCCCUCUCGUGGGACAGCGUGCUCGCCAAGAUGAGCGAGGCUGCCGGCACCGAGCCGGCCGGCCCGGCCGUCAACCUCAGCGCGCUCAACGCCGACCUGCUGCCGCGGCCCGUGAGCGUGGACAUGGACAGCGUGCGGCGCAAGCGCAAGAAGAAGAUGCGCAAGCACAAGUACCGCAAGCUGCGCAAGGCAACGCGAGUGGAGCGCCGCCGCCAGAAGACGUAAGAAGUGAGGAAGCGGAGCUCUGCGCACCGCUGGAGACGAUGCCGUGCGCAGCUCCGGCAGCAAAUGAGAUAGAGACACAAGUGGCGAAAGCGCGGUGUAUGGUGGGCGGCAUUUUGCUGCCGCCGGCCGAUUAGAUUGUUGCUACAGUCGAGGGUGACGUCGGGCUCGUUCGCUCGCUGUCCCGCCUCACGCCUUCCAGUCUCCCGCUGCCGCAUAGUCAUCGCCCGUGUCCGGCGCCGCCUCGAUGGCCGCCAGGAGCGCCUUCUGGCUGAUGCCCUUGCCGCCGCUGCGCGCGCCCUUGCCCUCGUCUCCGGGCGCCGCUCCGCUGCCGAAGAGGUCGAGCACCUGGUCCGUCUCCAUGCU